Argiope bruennichi is the source of this 7631-nucleotide messenger RNA. RefSeq names its product cGMP-dependent protein kinase, isozyme 1-like. NCBI's taxonomy places the organism in Eukaryota, Metazoa, Arthropoda, Arachnida, Araneae, Araneidae. The record is from RefSeq and is a predicted model, not a curated record. The transcript is spliced from 18 exons. Gene Ontology annotation, biological process: protein phosphorylation. Gene Ontology annotation, molecular function: ATP binding; cGMP-dependent protein kinase activity. Bases 710 to 2938 code for a protein of 742 amino acids.
AAAUUAGUAAACAUUAAAAUAGUAUAGAUUUUUGAAAUGAGACUAUAGAAUAAAAUAAAAUUUUGCCUCAAAGUUUUAAAAAUUUUCACGAACUUUUGUUUAAUUCUUUUAGAAGUUUAAAUAGUUAGUUUGUUGCAUUAUCUAUAAUUGCUUUCAUAUUUUGUUUGCAAUUUAAAUUUCAACUCUUGAUGUUAGUUAUUAAAAAAAGGAAUCAUAUAAUUACGAUAAAAGGGAACUAGAAAUUUAGAUAAUUGUGAUAAACAACAGUAAAUUGAUAAGUUUGUUUGUUAGUGUCGUUAUUCUAAGAACUCUCCGCCGUUGAACUUUAGAAGUGAAAUAUAAUUUGUUACAUAUGCGUGACCAGUGAUAAAAUCACAAAGUUAUCAUCACAACAACAAGGAACAUUGCGCUCUCCAUAGAAAUUGUGAUGUGAUUGACAUUCUAGUUUUUCCAUAAAAAGGAUCAAACAACAGAACUGCACACCAGAGACUGUAUAUCGUCCUCAAAAGCGGAGAAAUUCUCUCACACCUUCUUCAAACUCAUCAACCAAACACCUGAAGAUGCACAGCUUUCGAACUCAUCACCUGAGGACUCAUCAAGAGCAUCGACAUAAAACACCGUGUACAUUCUGAAAAAAGAACUUUCUCUUGGGGGCGGGAAAGGUAGCAAAAGGUCUAAAAUUAGCGUUGAUGCUGAGUGAAAUAAGGCGAUGGGUAGUGGUUCCAGUAGCGGCUUCUGUCAUUCGGGCACGAAGCAAGAAUCGGACGCGGACUCAUUCGAGAUGGAUCUAAGGGUCAGGGAAUUAGAAGAGAGGGCCAGCAACCUCGAGUCCCUGCUCAGAGAGGCCGAGGCCCAAGUGGCCCAGAUGAAGAAAGAAGUGGACGCGAGGGAUAAGAAGAUUGACUCUCUGUUGAGAGAGAUUCAUAAACUCAAGUCUGUACUAGAAAUCACGUCUAAUAAUGCCGCCAAUGCCAACCAUGCAAAUCACGUCUCCAACAACGUGGGUCCGACAGACAUUACCGGACCCCUGGUCCCUCCGACCACCAAGAAGCAGGGUGUCUCGGGCGAGAGUGCAACGCACCCUUCGUCGAAAGGAGGAAGCGAUUACAAGUUGGAGAGGCAUGAAAAAGAUUUCAGGUGGAAACAACUGAUCAAGGAUGCGAUUCUGGGGAACGACUUUCUGCAGCAUUUGGUCACCUCCUGCCAGGUGAAGGAGAUCGUGGACUGCAUGUACUCGAAAAAGGUCCCCGCAGGUUCCCUCGUCAUUCGAGAAGGAGAACCCGGAAGGCACCUUUACGUCUCUGCAGAAGGAGAGUUGGAAGUGAGGAAGGGUGAAACGGUGCUGGGAAUAAUGGGACCCGGAAAAGCAUUUGGAGAGCUGGCCAUUCUCUACAACUGUACAAGAACAGCAACUGUUAAAGCUGUCAGCGAUGCCUUGCUGUGGGUGUUGGACAGGCGAGCGUUUCAAACUAUUAUGGUGGUCACGGGAAUACAACGACAAGAGGAGAACAUAAACUUCUUAAAAAGUGUACCUUUGCUCAAAAAUCUCAGUAACGAGCUUCUUUCCAAGAUGGCAGAUGUCUUAGAAGUGGAUUUUUAUCCAGCGGCCGAAUACAUCAUCCGACAAGGAGAAACAGGCGAUACCUUCUUCAUCAUCAGCAACGGGCAGGUCCGCGUGACUCAGAAAGUGGUAACCGAUGAUGGACUUUUUACAGAAGAAGAGAUCCGUUGUCUCGGAAGAGGAGAAUACUUCGGUGAACAAGCUCUCCUCAGGGAAGACAAACGCACAGCUAACGUCAUCGCCAUGGAACCAGGAGUUGAAUGCUUAACACUCAAUAGAGAAUCCUUUAAUCAACUUAUCGGGGAUCUGCAAGAGCUCCAAACCAAAACGUACGGCGACGAAGACAGAAUGAGAAGGAUUUCGAAUAUGUCUGCACCUUCUCUCAGUUUGGAGGAAGAGUACAAGCACAUACAGCUGGAUGACCUCGACGUAUUGGCUACUCUUGGAGUCGGGGGAUUCGGCAGAGUGCAGUUGGUUCAAUAUAUAUACGACAGGCAGAAAACGUUCGCCCUCAAAAUUCUGAAGAAAGUUCACAUCGUGGAAACGCAGCAGCAACAGCACGCACUAAGUGAGCGCGCCAUCAUGAUGUCAUGCAAACAUCCUUUUAUCUGUAGAAUGUACAAGACGUUCAGAGACGACAAAUAUGUUUUCAUGUUGAUGGAAGCUUGUCUCGGUGGCGAAGUUUGGAGCAUCCUGAGGGACAAAGGCAAUUUUGACGACUGCACGACGCGCUUCAUUACCGCAUGCGUCCUCGAAGCUCUCGAGUACCUGCACAAACGGAACAUCAUCUACAGAGACCUAAAGCCUGAAAAUCUGCUUCUGGACUCUCAAGGCUACGUCAAGUUGGUGGACUUCGGCUUCUCGAAGGUCUUACCAGACGGCCGUAAGACGUGGACUUUCUGUGGCACCCCUGAGUAUGUGGCUCCGGAAAUCAUCCUCAACAGAGGCCAUGACAAGGCAGUCGACUUUUGGGCCAUAGGUAUCUUGAUGUACGAACUGCUCACAGGGACGCCACCCUUCUGCGCCUUCGACCCCAUGAAGACAUACAAGAUCAUCCUGAAAGGCUUGGACGCCCUCGGCUUCCCCAAUUACAUCACCAAGAACGCCAUCUCUUUGAUGCGACGAUUGUGCAGGGACAAUCCGGCAGAGAGGCUGGGAUAUCAAAAAGGAGGCAUCACCGACAUCAAGAAACACAAAUGGUUCCAAGGUUUCGAUUGGGAUGGAUUGCGAAACAGAAGUUUAACGCCUCCCAUUGUGCCAAAAGUUAAAGAUCCCACGGAUGCUUCAAACUUCGAUGUAUAUCCAAUCAUGAUCGAGGAUUCUCCUCCAGACUUUUCUGGGUGGGACAAAGACUUCGACUGCUCAACCAAUCGAUGAAGACUCCUAUUCUUGCGUUUUAGAUGCAGAAUCCUAUGAACGCACGAUAUACGAAAUGCUCAAGUUGAUGAUGAUAUGAUCCAAAGAAUAUUCGAAAUACACGAUUUCGACAUUCGUCCUGUUGCCGUUUUCGUAUAUUUAAAGUGAUAUUGAACAUCUUUGUGAGAUAUGUAUGACGUAUGAAGGCAUUAUUCGACAUGGAAUAUAAUGCUGUUUAAAAUGCAUUAUGUAAAACAUUCAGCUCACUCUAUGUUGAAUUGUCAACAUCAGCAUUUUCUGUAGUAAAAUGUCUUUAAAAUUUUCUGCAUAGGCUUGUAAUGUGCAAUGGAACCUUGCUUAACGAGCAUAAUUCGUUUCCGAAUUACUCGUAAUGUGGAACAUUUGCUAAGCAAAGCAAAUUUUUAUAUAGGAAACCAUACAAAAUAGGAAAACGUAUUCCAUUCCGAGAAAAAAUACUCAAACAAAUUUAUAACUAUGUGAUUCAUAAAUUAUAAUGCAUGCCUUUUUUUACAAGAAAAUCGUCUAAAAACAUUUGUCUUUGGCUACGCUUCAAAAUUUGAUGAAAUUGAGACAGCAUUAUCGUUAAAGGAGCUUGCAGCACCCAUGACGAUUGCUUUAGGCUUUCCUUGGCUGACACAGAAUGCAGCUUCAUAAAUUCUUCGGUAGUUCUGGCUGUGUUCUUCCACCAGUUUCUCGUUGUCGUUGCUAUCCACUUCUAGCCUGAGAUUCUUGGCCAGAGAUAAAAUAUCGUCUAUUAAAGUCUCAGGCACUUGCUCAAAACCCUCGUUCCACUACGCUGUUCGGUCAAACUUCUUCCAUGCAGAUGUAAGUGCUCACUUCAAAUAAAUAAGCACUCAACAAAGACUGAUACAGGUCAGUUUACCAUAUUACGUCACGCGACUCCUCGCCACUCAUUCUACGAGACAUCACUCGUUAAGAAUUACUCGAAGCUUUUUUACAUUUUAUUUUGCUCGAUAUGCGAGGUCUCUUUAAGAGAGGUUUGAAUGUAUUUCAGAAAAUGUAUAUGUAUAUGUAAUGACAAUGGAUUUCAGUAUUUUAUUAGAUGUUGUUUUUGAGAGGUGUCUAUUUGAGGAUUAAUUGUACUGGAGUGCCAAAAUUCACGAGAUACUGUUUUCCUAUUGGAUAAGAUCUCGUUUUCCAUUGUAAAGUUUAAUAAUGAAAUUUAUGUACAUAACUUCAUUGUCGACUAAUAUAUAUAUAUAACUGUACAUGAAAUCUUUCCUUAUAUUAUCUUACAUAGUUAUAAGUUAUCAUAUCUUUUUUUUUCUCCUGCAUUUGAUGGAAAAUCCAAAAUUAUACAAACCCAGGCCUUUAACCGAGUUUAGAUAAUAUAUAUCAACUUGACAUGAUGUGGCUUAGUCUUAAAUACUCAGCAAAAAUGUCUAAUACAGAUAUUCAGUCCUGCUAUGGUUGUUCUUAGAAUUAUCCAUAAUAUAUUAAUGAUUCCCUCAAGUACAUCACAAAUAUGAUACAUGUUUGACGCUUUAGAUGGCAUAACAAAUUAACAAUGAAUUUUUUAGCUGUCAUCACCUAGGAAGUAUUUUGCAAGAUAAACCAACUUACCGCUUAAAGUUAUCUGAUUCUUUACGUCCAUUUAGCUUGAUACAAACCUGAUAGUAAAUUUGCAUACUUCUAUCCAAUAACUGUUUGUACUUCAGUGUAUAUUUAUUUUAAUAUUAAAAUCAUUGUUCAUAUAAAAUUCUAUUUGAUAAUUAAUAACAAUCAGGUAUAUAAUAACUCUGUUAAACAUAAAAAAUAAUGAAUGAACAAACUUUUUAGCCUCAGAGUAUGUGCCCGGAAAAUGUAACAUUAUGUAAUGUUGGCUGUAAAAUAGCUGCUAGGUAAAAUAAUUCACAUUUCACUUUUCUUUUGUCACAUUGAUUACUAAUUUUAGUAACAAAAUGCAACACACAUUUAAAGAGUGACCAAAUGGAGUGACAGUGACCUAAAGUGCUCGUACAAUCUCGAAUCUUUAGGGUAUAGGGUCACUCUGCUCAUUUGAAAAAAUUCUAAGCAUGUUCUUAAUUUUUUUUACCCAAAACAGAUCGUUUUGGUGAUAAGAUUUAAUUUGCAUCUUCCCGGGUAUUGGCAUAUAUACGAAAGUUUUAUCUUCAUAUACAUGUGGAAGAAGUAUUCUUUGCCGGCGUCCUAGCAUAGGAGUAGCGUCUUCUCCGUGAUCUGGGCGUUCCGGUUGGGGCAUAGUUCUUCUUCUAUCUGUGAAGUGUGUGAAUGUGCCCCCCUAUAAAAAGGGGUUGUGCAUGCGAAUGUGACGUAUGAAGUAGCUAAAUCGUACUCUUGGCCCUAGUUGGCGCUAUUGAAAAAACAAGAAAGGUUCACUUGGCUUAAAUCGCUGAUAGGUUGGCAGCGGGUUUGUAAAGUGCCAUAAGUCACAACACAACACAAAAGUACUCUUUAGAUUAAAAUUAAUUAAAAUUAUUCCAAGAAAAGAAAUGAAAAAUUGUAUAAUUUUGAGAAAAAUUAAUUAAAUGCCUUUUCCUUGCUGAAUAAAUCGUUGCUGAAUAAAAUUGAAAUAAUUUUAUGAAAGAAAAAUUGCAUUAUAUUAUUAUUUUCCGGAUAUUACGUCAUGCUACUCUUUGGAAUCAGUUCUUAAGUGUGAGGACUAAGGUUGCCCAGAAAGACAUUCUGUUGUAAAUUAGCUCUCUUUCAAGUAAAAUUAAGAAUAUUUGCCGGAAGAUAGAGUCUGUAUACGGUCUUAGUGAAUAAUCAAAGAAAAUGUCAAAGAAACUCUAAGCUAAUAUUGACUGAAAAAAAACGUACAAAAACUUUCUAAACGUACAAAAACGUGCAAAAACUUUUUUAGUAAGUCAAGCAUAUUUACAACAGAAGGUAUAAAAAGAACAUCAGCAAUUUCAUAUUUUCUUCGUGGUUGUCCCGUCUAGAAUCACAAGAAAAGAAAACGACUCAAAUCGGACUCACUGUGCAGGGUCGAAUUCAAACUAUGCAGAGUGGCCCUACUUAUGCAGGUUCCAAAUAAUCAAUCUUCCUCCCACUAGUGUAGUGUAGUGUGGAGAGGGGGGAUGCCAGCUCAGGUGUCGUCCUCGUCAUCUGGCCGCUGUUCGAAAUUACGAGGUCCGUCCCAAAAUACCCCUAGUGUUGCUUUAAAAAGGGAUGUUAAUAUAACUAAAUUAAACUAAACCUAAUAAUCAAUUGAAAGUAUUAUUAAGAGUCUGUGUACUAAUAUAAGGUCUAUUACUUUUAACGUUUGUGUCCUUUCCGUUCCUAUGACAUUGCAUACCUAGCAGAUAUCAGCUUUUGCCAGAAUUAAAGCAAAUCUCACUUUUCAUUAUGCAUAUAGUUGAUAAAUCUCGACUAAACGUAUCUGUGUAGUUUAUAAAACCGAUAAAAAAAUAGUGAAAUUAUAAUAUUUUAAAAUUUAAAAGCUAGAUGAAGCGGAUAUUUGCGUUUUCAGUAGUGCUCGGAUGUUAUGGGUCUGUCUUCAUUAGAGAAGUUUUUGUACACAAUAAACAGAACUUAAAUAAGACAACUGAAAUAACACUGUUUUAAUGUCAGAUCAUUUGACGGAAUCAUGAACAUGAAGUUAUAAGAAAAACUAUUAAUCUGAAAUCAAAUAUAAUCAAUAUUCUUGGCGAACCAGCUAGUCGCCUGAGACUACUAGUAAUAAAUAUGACAAUGCUUUAGAAGUACAGAAGGUUACAGUUGUUAUACCUCUCUUUACCUGCAAUUUUAUUAGUUGUAUCAUUUUUAAAUGAAAUGGUGAAAUUCCUAAAGACUGAAGAACUUCGGCUUAAUUCAGUUGCAGAAUUGCUUUGUGUUUGUUGCUCUCUUGAUGCUUUUGUUUUAUAGAGUGUGCAAAUAGAUGAGCAAUUGCUUCUUGGUAGACUUUGUGAUUGCAUUUUUCAUUCGUAUCUGAAAGAGUGCUUUAUUCAAACUGGAUGUGAAGAAAGUGUCGUCUCUGGAUUUUCGACUAGCAUCCAAUAGAAACACAUGUAAAAUCGUACAGACUUCGUAGAAGAGAUAAAAUAAUUUUGCUGCUAGAAGUCAUUCGCGUGUCUCGAUUCUAAACACUUUAAUAGACGUACUUCUACGCAGCCAAACAUUAAUUUUAAAAAACUUAUUUAUGUUCAUCAAUUAUCACACAAAGAGUGUGGUACUGGCCAAUAACUUCCGGCAGUAGCAUCAUGCACCUAUUGUGUGAGCGGGCACUAACAGUUGUUCCGUUUGUCAUAAAUACAUUGUGUGAGCGGGCACUAACAGUUGUUCCGUUUGUCAUAAAUACAUUGUGUGAGCGGCCAUUAAAAGGUUAAUGUAGAACUUCCCACCAAUUCCUAGUGCCCAUCACCUGAUUGGAAAAUCAUCAGUAAAUCCACGAAACUGUAUGAUUAUAUUUAAGGUAUUAAAAUGGAUUUUUUUUUAAUUUAUUACUUGGGAAUUUUAUUACAUAACAUGCUAUAAAUUAAACAAGUAAUUAAUUCUUUAAUUCUUACGAACUUCAUUUAUUACUGCAUGAAUAAAACUGUCACAUAUGGAAUUCUUAGGAAGAAAUAUAAAUGUUGAAAUAUCAAAUUGCUUGAAACAGAUGUGUAAAAUUGUAUGACUAUAUUGCAGCAACAAAUGAUACUUUUUGAGGCUGUGAAGUGAUUUAUAAAGAAAUGUAUAUAUUGUUAAUCUCGUUAUUGGAUUUUAUGAUUCU